Molecule: messenger RNA, 2282 nt
Organism: Mytilus californianus (California mussel)
Lineage: Eukaryota; Metazoa; Mollusca; Bivalvia; Mytilida; Mytilidae
Product: tektin-3-like
Exons: 7
Coding region: 151-1674 (507 amino acids)
Biological process (GO): cilium movement involved in cell motility; cilium assembly
Cellular component (GO): microtubule cytoskeleton; nucleus
Source: RefSeq, a predicted model, not a curated record
AGUAAACAUUGACUAUUUCAAUUUGUAUGUGGCCAUUUAAAUUGAACGAGGAUUAACAAUUAUUAAAAUUUAUCAAUUUUAAUAUCACACAGUCGCUGGUGUCUGGUUCGAUUCACAUCAGAAGCCGUACCUACAUUUAGACCUCCCAAGAUGGAAUACUUGGGUCACACACAGACUGCCACUUAUAUGACCGGGCCAAGGCUAGGUGGUAGCAAUACACAAACAUUUUUGCCUAGUAUAAGUACAAUGCAAGCUUCAUAUAAGGCAAAUGACACUUAUCCUGCCCCUUCACCUCUGAGGAGAUCUUUAACCACACUUCCGUGGAGGCCAAGUACAUACUACCAAACCGCACGUGUUAAUCCUAGUUCAGCUUUAGUCAGAAGUAUGCCAGAACCUUUUUCUGCUAGGAAUCAACUUUCUGAAUUGGACAAUGUUAAAGUUCCUUCAGUGUUUGCUGCGGCUAGAAACGCUAUGUAUACACGAUUUUCUCCUAACGAUUGGGCUAAUUCAAAUCAAAGUAAUUAUUUAGUAUCGGAUAAAACAAGAAGUGCUGCUGAACGUCUACGAUUUGAUACAGUUCGUCUAUGCAGAGAAACGGACGACAAAACAAAGAGAACACAAAGCGACGUUGGAAAACGUCUUGGAGAGAGAAUCGGUGAUAUUUCAUUCUGGAAAACGGAGGUUAAUCAUGAAACAGAUAACAUGAUGACAGAAAUUGGAGCCCUGAAUGAAGCAAAGAGAAUUUUGGAGAAAGCACUACAGGAGACUGAAAAUCCUCUUCAUAUUUCUCAAGAGUGUCUGUACCACAGAGAGAAACGUCAAGGAAUUGACCUUGUCCAUGAUAACCCUGAGAAAGAAUUGAUUCGGGAAGUAGAUAUCAUAAAAAGAUGCCAAGACAAGAUGAGAAACACCGUAGAACGUGCUAACGUUCAACUUGGUCUUAAUCGUGCUGCACAACACGAAUUAGAAAAAGAUGAAGGUGAUAAAUUCAAUGCAUUGAACCUUGACAAUUCCUGUCAUCAGAUGAGGAACAAUUCCAGGGGAUUAUCAUUCCACAAUGGAAUUGCAAGAGUAGACCACACUGUAUCAGUACCAGAGUCAUGGGCUAAGUUCAGCAAUGACAACAUUCAAAGAUCACAGAGUGAGAGAGCUGCCUCCCGUCAAAUGAGAAACGAGAUCGAAAGUGUGCUCAACUCAUGUGCAAAUGAAAUGUGGCAGGAAUGGAAUAAUGUCAAUGUUAAUCUCACCAAGAGAUGCCAGGAAUCAACUGAUGCAAGGAACAGACUCCAGACACAUCUGUCCAAGGUUCUUCAAGAGAUUUUCGACAUGGAGAAGAACAUUGAAUUAAUAAAGAAAGCCAUCCAGGAUAAGGAACACCCCAUGCAGGUGGCUCAUUCUCGUCUGGAAACCAGAACACACAGACCUAAUGUUGAAUUAUGUAGAGAUCCAGUACAACACAGGCUUGUAUCAGAAGUACAAGAGAUCACAGAAACAGUAGAAUCUCUCCAGAUGAAACUUAGAAUGGCUGAGAACUCCCUCCAAGAACUGCUCCGUACGAAAGCAGCUUUAGAACAAGAUUUAGCCAUUAAAAACAACAGUAUUUUCAUCGACAGAGAAAAAUGUCUUGGAAUGCGUAAAACCUUCCCAAUGUCACCACGCAUUGUCUCAGUUUAAGGACAGAUUAGACAUUUAAUCAAAAGAAGUACAAAUGAAAAUCUUGCACGUUAUUUAUGAACAAAAAUCAGUAUUUGAAAUACACAUUUAAGUAAAGUUUAUGUCGGUCCUGAAUCAGUAUUACUGCUAACAUAGAUACUGUGAUAAUGUAUGCAUUGGAAUUUGUUGAUGAGCAAUUUUGUUAUGUAUAUGUGUCUAUUAUUGUUAUUUUUUUUCUGUUUCUUUUGCAUAAUAUGGUUAUUUCUUUCUUUCUUUCUAUCAUUUGUAUUUUGCCGAUCUAUAUGAUGAUGGUUCUUGCACCAUUAAAGCUAAAGUAUAUUUUCUAGACAAGAGAAAUAAUUCAGCAUCAGAUGCUUUGUACAUAUAUAUAGAAUAUCAAUCUGUGAUACUUAGUAUAUUUAUUUCUGAAUAUAGCUAUAUUACCUGUCAGUAUUUGCACUUGUGUGAUGAAUCAAUGUUAAUAAAAAUGCAUAGUGCUUGUUUAAUUAAACUUCAUUUAAAUGCUUUCUUAUUUAUUAUUGUCAUACUAUGUUGUCAUCAUAUUAAUGUUUGCUCAAAACCGUUUUUGUAAAGGUUGAACACUUUGAAAAAUAAAAUGGAUGCUGUGA